UAACAAUCGAAUCUAAUAUUUUUUCUUGUUUCGGAAAAUCAUGGCUGAAUCUGUAAAAGAGAUGACUUCCAAAUUCGACAAGUUGGAGAAAUUCCAAGGAGUUGAUUUCCGUCGCUGGCAAAAGAAGAUGCACUUUCUGUUGACCACACUGAAGGUGGUUUACGUUCUGAGUACGCCUAUGCCAGCGUAUCACGAAGAUGAAACUAUUGAGCAGUCAAGGCGUCGUUCCAAGUGGGAAAACGAUGACUACAUCUGCAGGGGCCAUAUUCUAAACGGUAUGUCUGAUACUUUAUUUGAUAGUUACCAAAACGUGGAGAGUGCGAAGGAAUUGUGGAAUUCACUUGAGUCCAAGUAUAUGGCUGAGGAUGCUUCUAGUAAGAAGUUCCUUGUUAGUGAUUUUUAUCACUAUAAGAUGAUGGACUCAAGACCUGUUAUGGAACAAUACAAUGAAAUUCUUCGCAUUCUGGGCCAACUCACUCAACAUAAUAUGAAGAUGGAUGAGUGCGUCGUAGUAGCGAUGAUAAUUGAAAAAUUACCACCAACAUGGAAGGAUUACAAGCGUGAUCUGAAACAUGGGAAUGAAGAGUUGUCUCUGUUACAACUCGGUAGUCACAUACAGAUUGAGGAAUCACUCCGCAUUCAAGAAGGUGACAAAAAUAAGGCAAAGCCUGAUGUUGGACAGCCUACUGUCCACAUGGUUGAAGUAAACAAAAACAAUCAAAAUCACAAGGGAAAAGGCAUCAAACGCAAGAAUGAUAGCCGAGACAAACCAAAUAAGAAUCCUAAGGAUCUGGUUUGUUGGAGAUGUCAAAAGACGGGUCAUGUUAAGCGUGAUUGUCGGGUGAAUCUCAAUAAGAACAAUGUUGCAAAUAGUGGUGGAGGAAACAGUGGUGGUGGAAACAGUGGGCCUAAGGACUCUACUGCAUCUAGAGGCGGAUGAUGACCGUACAUGGUGGGUUGACUCGGGUGCCACAAGUCAUAUGUGUAAAGAUCGUCGAUGGUUCGAGAAAUUGACACCAGUUGAUGAUGGUUCCACGGUGAUGAUGGGUGAUAAGUCGAGUCAACCAAUUUGUGGCUUUGGAGUUGUUAGUCUUACGUUUACUUCGGGAAAAACAAUAAAGUUGUCUGAUGUUUUAUUUGUUCCUAGGCUUAGUAAGAACCUUGUUAGUGGUGGUUGUUUAAAUUCUGAUGGCUUUAAGCAAGUCUUUGAAUCGGAUAAAUUUAUUUUAUCUCGAUUUGGCACGUUUGUUGGUUUUGGUUAUUUUACUAAUCGUAUGUUUUGCUUGAAUUUGGUUGAUACUUUAUCUUCUGUUGGAAAUUCUGUGUUUG
This is a messenger RNA of Cuscuta europaea, 1329 nucleotides long. The record is from the annotation of a GenBank genome assembly. NCBI's taxonomy places the organism in Eukaryota, Viridiplantae, Streptophyta, Magnoliopsida, Solanales, Convolvulaceae.